Molecule: messenger RNA, 5116 nt
Organism: Chinchilla lanigera (long-tailed chinchilla)
Lineage: Eukaryota; Metazoa; Chordata; Mammalia; Rodentia; Chinchillidae
Gene: Git2
Product: G protein-coupled receptor kinase interacting ArfGAP 2
Exons: 20
Coding region: 358-2451 (697 amino acids)
Biological process (GO): brain development; regulation of ARF protein signal transduction
Molecular function (GO): protein binding; GTPase activator activity
Source: RefSeq, a predicted model, not a curated record
UGGACCAGGGCAGAUCCUGCCACGAUCGGUCGGCAGUGUUGUGCAGCUGCAGAUCGUUGAUAGAGAAUCCCGGUCUAGUCCAUUCUCCACACGAUUGGAAGUGGGCAGGAGCAACAAUUUUCGAAGAGGAACUUUAAACCCUGGAGAUGUGGCUUCAGAUAUUUGCAUAAUAAGGGAAACAGUUCUAAAUCGGGACUUCUCAACCUUGAAACAUCUGGAACUGAUCCUUCCUGGGCAUCAGUAAAUAGGGGAACUUUUAUAUGUGACGAGUGUUGCAGUGUCCAUCGGAGUCUAGGGCGUCAUAUCUCCCAAGUAAGGCAUCUUAAACAUACACCGUGGCCUCCAACACUUCUUCAGAUGGUUGAGACCUUGUAUAACAAUGGUGCUAAUUCUAUAUGGGAGCAUUCUCUGCUGGACCCUGCAUCUAUUAUGAGUGGAAGACGAAAAGCUAAUCCACAGGAUAAAGUACAUCCCACUAAAGCAGAAUUCAUCAGAGCCAAGUAUCAGAUGUUAGCAUUUGUCCAUCGCUUGCCCUGCCGGGAUGAUGAUAGUGUCACUGCCAAAGAUCUUAGCAAGCAACUCCAUUCAAGCGUGAGAACAGGGAAUCUUGAAACCUGUCUGAGACUGUUAUCUUUAGGAGCCCAAGCCAACUUCUUUCAUCCCGAAAAAGGAAACACACCACUCCAUGUUGCCUCCAAAGCAGGGCAGAUUUUACAGGCAGAAUUAUUGGCAGUAUAUGGAGCAGACCCAGGCACACAAGAUUCUAGUGGGAAAACUCCUGUUGACUAUGCAAGGCAAGGAGGGCACUAUGAGCUGGCAGAACGCCUUGUAGAAAUACAGUAUGAGCUGACUGACAGACUGGCAUUCUACCUCUGUGGCAGGAAACCAGAUCACAAAAAUGGACAGCACUUUAUAAUACCUCAAAUGGCAGACAGCAGCCUGGAUUUGUCUGAAUUGGCAAAAGCUGCUAAGAAGAAACUUCAGUCUCUAAGUAAUCAUUUGUUUGAAGAGCUUGCCAUGGAUGUGUACGAUGAAGUUGACAGGCGAGAGACUGAUGCAGUCUGGCUUGCCACGCAAAACCACAGCACCCUGGUAACCGAGACAACCGUCGUCCCCUUUCUUCCGGUCAAUCCUGAGUACUCAUCAACACGAAACCAGGGCAGACAGAAACUCGCUCGGUUUAAUGCCCAUGAGUUUGCCACACUCGUUAUUGACAUUCUCGGCGAUGCCAAGAGGAGACAGCAGGGAAGUCCCCUCUCUAGUUCAAAAGACAGUGUGGAGCUUAUCCUGAAAACAAUCAAUAGCCAGCACAGUACUGAGAGUCAGGACAACGACCAGCCAGACUAUGACAGUGUGGCGUCAGACGAAGACACUGACUUGGAAACCACAGCAAGCAAGGCAAACCGGCAGAAGAGCCUAGAUUCAGAUUUAUCAGAUGGACCAGUCACUGUACAGGAAUUUAUGGAGGUCAAAAACGCUCUAGUGGCUUCUGAGGCCAAGAUACAGCAGCUAAUGAAGGUGAAUAACAACUUGAGUGACGAGCUGAGAAUUAUGCAGAAAAAGCUUCAAACACUCCAGAGUGAGAAUUCCAGCCUCAGGAAACAGGCCACAACCAAUGUAUAUCAGGUGCAAACUGGUUCUGAGUACCCAGAAACUGCCAACCACUCUUCCUUAAAGCGACGUCCAUCUGCCCGGGGCAGUAGGCCCAUGUCCAUGUACGAGACGGGAUCAGGUCAGAAAGCGUAUCUCCCAAUGGGAGAAGCGAACCACCCGGAGGAGAGCAGGACGAGACUGCAGCCCUUCCCUACGCACAUCGGGAGGAGUGCACUUGUGACCUCCUCUUCAUCUCUGCCUUCCUUCCCCUCCACACUUUGCUGGUCGAGGGAAGAAACCACCCGAAGGGCUUCCAGGCUAGAGAAACAGAACAGCACCCCUGAGAGUGACUAUGACAACACGCCCAAUGACAUGGAGCCAGAAGACAUGGGGUCAGGCCGAAAGGGCAGGCAGAGGAGCAUGGUGUGGCCAGUGGAUAGCUUAGUAUCAGAUGCGACAGAACCCCACGCAUCACCGAGCCCCACGCUCCCCAGCACCGAGGACGUCAUCCGGAAGACGGAACAGAUCACCAAAAACAUACAGGAGCUCUUAAGAGCAGCCCAGGAAAAUAAACAUGACAGUUAUAUUCCCUGCUCAGAGAGGAUACAUGUAGCUGUUACAGAAAUGGCCUUACUAUUCCCCAAAAAACCCAAGUCUGACAUGGUGAGGACUUCCCUUCGUUUACUGACGUCCAGUGCCUAUCUGCUGCAGUCAGAGUGCAAGAAGGCCCUCCCGGGGGACUCCGGCUCACCCACCGACGUCCAGCUGGUCACACAGCAGGUCAUCCAGUGCGCGUAUGACAUCGCCAAGGCCGCCAAGCAGCUGGUCACCAUCACUACCAAAGAGAACAACAACUGAGCCGCGGGGCGCUAUCCCUUCUAUUUUUUAGGCUUUUUAAAGUCUGAUUGCAAAUUUAGACACGGAACUCUUCAGAUUUUUACAAAAACAUUGAAUGACAAUUUAAAACUUUUUAAAAGAAAACUCAGUAUUAUUUUUGCAUGUUUUCUAACAAAUUUUUGACUAUUAAUUUAACCGACUUGCCUUAUUUUGUGCCUGUUUACCGGUUUAGUUUCUGAUGUCCUGUUGUGUUGUCUGCAACUGUUGAGGUCAUGACCGUAUGCACCCAAAGUAGUUCCAUUGCUCAGAAUUUGUUAAGCCUUUUCCAUCCCUUAAAACUUCCUGUCUAUGGGUAAAAGUGUAAAGGAGAUAUUUUAGUAAAACAUUUUCUUGAGAGAGUUGGUUUUUAAAAAAAAAAAAAAUCAACAUUACCUGUUCCCUGUGAAGCAUUGUGCAAUAAGUCAGUUUUUCAGCCUGCAAAAUCUCUUAAGUUUGGGGUAUCUCCGAGCAUGCAUGCAGAGAAAGGACUUCGCAUUUUCUAAAAAAAGAGUGUAACAACCUCUCUCGGAGGAAAUACUAAAUUGUUCCAUUUCUAAUAGUAUGAAUCAUGUUAAAUGUUCUGUUUUUUAUCAUGAUUUUCUGCUUCUAUCUUCCUGUCAUCUUGAAGUCUCCAUAGAGUCAGAUAAAGAUUCUCGCUCCACAUGUGUCCCACUUACGGUUCAGGGUAGGAGCAUACCUGUCAUCCGUCACCCAUUGUCAAGCACUCUGCCUUUCCCGCUGAGCUGGGCAGUUUAUUUAGAACACGCGGAAAGAGAAGCAUCAGUCUAACAAGCCAUAACUGAUUCUGUACCACCCAUUCAGGUACCACUGCCAUGAACUGACAUUGCAUUGUACCCCUCCUCCAAAACUCAGUUACUCCUUAAACCACUGACAGCUUCCUCCUGAGCUGCUUCGCGUGUCCUGUCAUCUGUAAGGACUUCUAAGGUAAGAUGUAAGCAGUCGUCUUAGUUUUUCCCCCUUACCUUGCUGAUACUUGGCAAUUAGAUAUGAGAGUUCUUUCAAGAACUCCAUGAAGAAUGUGCCUACCUGACCGUAACGCUCCCAAAGCUCUGAAAGAGUAGAGGUCAAAAUCUAGAACAUGCUGAGGCUGUGUCUUACAUGACUCAGAAGCCCUUUCUUGUGCUGUUAGAGCACAUUCCUGCCCUGCGUGUUGCAGGGGUCUCGUGGGAGGCGGCUCAGCCCCUGACAUGAUGGAGCCAGCGAUGCGCCGUGAGGUGAGCCUGGUGCGCAGCAGAGGGCACUAGUAGGGCCAGCUGGGGAGCCCUGGCCAGCUGUUAGGUUUCCCCACUCCACUCAUGUUGCCAGUGGAAACUAGGACUGGGGUUGCCAAAACUUUGAUUUUUUUUUGUUUUCAAGAGACACCGGACAUCUGGAUCUUUUGGUGCUACCUCUCUAAUUAUAAAUGUUGGCAUGUCCGCGGAAACUGCACGGGACAGCUUCGAUCUCUAAGCUGCCUCUCACAGCUCCCACCCAUGGCCUAUGAGCUAUGCAGUGCAAGGGCCCCACUUCCCGACCAUACUGCGUUCACCUGAGCGGGACUGGCAGACUGCCCUCUACCCUCUGUUGAGUUGCCAUCAGCCCUCUUCUUACCCGUAUAUUCUGUCCCACAGAGUCAUUCGUGGAGAAGUCAAAAUGAUCAAAGUACAGGUCACUCCCCGUGUGCUGAGCAAGCCUUUGUCUUCACCGACCUGACUGGGGAACACCUUUACAGGUUGAUCAUACACUGUCAUUGAACAUAGCCCUCCCGUGGCGUUGUUUAUUAGGUCACGGUGUGUGCCUGCUCUGGGCUUGCUACACUGUGAGGAGCAUGGCACAAGGGUCUACAUCUCCAGCACUCAGCCACUGACGUGUCUGCACAGCCCUAAGUGCUACAUCCCUGUUGGAUGCCCAGGAGAUGCCUUCUAGAAGGGGCCUCCUUACCUUAAAUUCAAGCACUGCCUGACACCUUUAUCUGCAUGCUUCGUGGAUUCAGCUGUCCCUCCUCUUCCUUGGGAACACCUACCCCUCUGUCAGGCUCCCCGGGGUCCUUGGGAAAGGCCUAUUGACAGUCCUGAGCCAAUGCCCCUGGCCUCCCAGAGAAGACAGACCCCCACAGAGGCUCUGGGAGGGGAGCUGUCGGCAGAACACCCAAGUGCCUGCAACAGAGGACAUUGUCUUUAUGCCCCUGGACAAAGUCAAGGAAUGUAGGGUCCAACAAAAUAUUUCUAGCUGUGAAAACACCACAGGAGAGUUUGCCCGGUGAACUUGCAGUGCCAAACUCAGACAGGAGUUCCCAGGUAGAGCAACAGGCACUAGGAGGCCUGCAUGUCUGCACAUUUCCGUAGCCUUGGCUGAGAGCUGGUGUCAGAGUUCUCCGCUCCUCCUGGCAGGUCGCGCCUUGUCUGCAUGCAUGUUCCAGCCCCUUUGGCACACAGAUCUCGUUGCCUUGCACAAACCACAUCUGCAGCCUGUCAUGUGUUUUUUCACCCUUUCUUCCCUGAAACUCAUGGGACAGAGGUGCACUUUAUGAGUUGGCACUUGGCUAAACAGAAGGAAGCAGCUCUACCCGAGCUCCUAGGCACUGAACUCAUCUUCCAUGUUGGAAUGCAGAUAGUUCUUUUUUUUUUUUUUUUUUUUUAAUCUUUUU